AUAACAUUGAAACGCUUAGCCUGGUAGCUUAAGUAAUGUUGCGGUUAGCUACUAGCAAACCGAGUAGCUGUGUAGUAGUAGCCGUGUAGUAGUAGCCGUGUGUUUAGAACCCUGUUUAGGCCUUUGGUCAAUAGUAUUAAAACGUUAUCGAGAACGAACACUUAAAACAUUUACCCGGUUUUCCUCGGCUACUGCUCUUCGUGGUUUCGUAGACAAUAGUGCAAACUGUUGUUUCGAGCCCAAAAACCUCAAAGUACCCGAGGAAAGAUGGAGGCGCCACCUGUUACUGUAAUGCCUGUCACUGGGGGCACAAUUAACAUGAUGGAGUAUCUGUUACAAGGGAGUGUGUUAGACCAGGCCCUGGAAAGCCUCUUGCAUCGCCUUCGAGGUCUGUGCGACAACAUGGAACCUGAGACUUUUACCGAUCAUGAGUUGGUUUACCUUCUCAAAGGCCAGCAAGGAAACCCCUUCAUUUUGCGUGCCCGCCGUUCCCUCUCCCACCCAACUGCUCCAUGGCACCUACGCUACCUUGGUCAAUCUGAAGUGGGAGACAAGAGUCGCCACGCUUUGGUACGCAACUGCGUUGAUGUUGCUGCCUCUCACAGCCUUCCGGAGUUCCUCAAUGAGAUGGGCUUCCGCAUGGACCAUGAGUUUGUCAGCAAUGGACACAUAUUUCGUAAAGGUGCAAUGAAAAUUGUGGUCAGCAAGCUGUCACGCAUACUUGUACCAGGGAAUACAGAAAACACUGAGCAUCUAUCACUUUCAUACCUGGUGGAGCUGAGUGUGUUGGCUCCUGCAGGACAAGACACUGUGUCAGAGGACAUGCGCAGCUUUGCUGAACAACUCAAACCCCUGGUUCACUUGGAAAAGAUUGACCCUAGCAAACAGAGACAUUAGCCAGUUUUCCACAAAAAGGAACUCUCUCCGGGUGACUGGGAACCUUGGGAGGGACUCCAUGAGUUUCCACCAGAGGAACUAGGUCUAAGUCAACUUCUGAGGGAAUUAUUUCACUCUCAAAAAAGUUCCUUCUCAGGGCAGUAUAUUUUGAAAAUUCAGUAACAUUGGUGUUGGGGCUUGCAGCAUUGAACACAACUGAUUGGCCAAGCAGCCUCCUGCCACUCUUUUAGUUAACUGCCUGAUCAGCUAUAGCUGAUGUUAUAGAGAGGGAGGUUGUUGUCAAGUGGGAUAGUUUAUGAAUAAAAGAGGGUGGGGGGACUAAACAAAGUGGUGAGUUAGAGGAAUAAAUAUUUUCUUUUUGUAUUGUUUCACAAUGCUUAUGUUCUAAAGCAAAAUUAAACAUGGUCACACUUUUAUGAAGGAAAAGCCAUGUGGGAAGUUGUGGAAUUUCCAGAUUUUGUGUAAAUGGAAGCAAAGAUUCAUCCCGUCCUCUGUGGCUACUUUAUUGUGUGCUUCAAAGAGACACUGACCUGCAGGUAUGACACAAAGAGCAGGGAAAAGAGACAUAGAUGCCUAAUAUGUAACCUCCUCAUUAUCAACUAUAAAGCCCCACUUUUAAAAACACCUGUCACUUUUUCAGAGAACUAAUGUGCAUAAUUUUUGCAGGUUUUAAGACAGCCAGCUGUCAGCUGCUUAGGUGAAAAAAGCAGCUCAACUGUCAGAGUUCUGUGAACAAAAUAUUUUUUUGUUAUUCCUUUAGCUUUUAAACAUUGUAUUUUUUGUUUGUUUGUUUGCUUUUUUUAAUAAAAUGAAAUGGAGACUAUAUAUAGCCUUGA
Molecule: messenger RNA, 1733 nt
Organism: Oreochromis niloticus (Nile tilapia)
Lineage: Eukaryota; Metazoa; Chordata; Actinopteri; Cichliformes; Cichlidae
Gene: med18
Product: mediator of RNA polymerase II transcription, subunit 18 homolog (yeast)
Exons: 3
Coding region: 268-897 (209 amino acids)
Biological process (GO): regulation of transcription by RNA polymerase II; termination of RNA polymerase II transcription
Cellular component (GO): mediator complex; core mediator complex
Molecular function (GO): transcription coregulator activity
Source: RefSeq, a predicted model, not a curated record